AUGGAGUUUGUUUCAAAAAAAAAUGAAUCACUACACUUUGCUCUUAAAAAGAGUCUUGAACAACCCACUUACCCACCUAUUACACUAACUUCCUCUUCUACAAAUGAAGAACUAUGGUCAGAAAUUAAAUUACUUAAUAAUAGAGUUGAAUAUUUGGAAUCAGAACUGGAACUCUAUAAAAAUCCUGAACCAGAGGCAGAUGAAAGACAGGCAAAAAAUCAGCAGCCAAGAAAAAAGCGAAAAACUAUGCCUUUUUCUCGGCUUCUUACUGAUGAACCACAGAAAACUGAGAAGGUGCAAAAACAAGAAAUUCGUAAGCAAAAAAAGGAAGAAAAAGAGCGUAAAAAAGUGGAACAACAACGUAUUAGAGAAGAAAACCAGGUUAAAAAAAAAAGUGUGCAAAGAAAAGUGGUACUACCUGAUUAUAUGUCUUGCGCCAUAAUUGGUCAUUAUCUUGACGAUCACAAUUUCCAGUAUAAGUUAAAAUAA
This is a messenger RNA of Dentiscutata erythropus, 489 nucleotides long. The record is from the annotation of a GenBank genome assembly. Lineage: Eukaryota; Fungi; Glomeromycota; Glomeromycetes; Diversisporales; Gigasporaceae.